AUGCCGAAAAUAAGUAGUUCGAUUUGCAACAAAAUGCAAGGAUGGAUUUCUUCAGCAAACCAAGACACCGAAGUUUUCACUACUGACAGAAAAAUAGUAUUUUGCAAUCCUUGUGGAAAAUCUAUUGUUUGUGAGAGAAAGUCUCAGGUAGAUCAACACAUAAAAACAGUGAUAGUCAUAAAAAAACUGGAAACUCAAAAUAUGACUUUACAUGAAAGCUUUUCAAUAAUUGACGAAACCAAAGAAAAAAUUAAUUCUAUUCCUGGGCCAAAAGGUGCAACACUUACUACAAAAUUAAAUGAGCUUUCCAAUAAAAAUAAAGGUCUGGAAAUUCUACAAAAAAUAAAUGCAGUACUAUCAGGCGAAAACGUUCAGCUCGAAGAUGUUUAUCAAGACCCGAAAAUAAUAAGUUGCUUCAAAUAUGCCCCAACAACUUCGGUUGACGUCGAACUCUUAAAACCAGAAAAAAUUUUGCCGAAAACUACGUAUGGAGUAUUUUAUUAUAUGGCAGUGAAACCUGGACCUUAA
This is a messenger RNA of Sipha flava (yellow sugarcane aphid), 528 nucleotides long. RefSeq lists its product as uncharacterized. Bases 1 to 528 code for a protein of 175 amino acids. The record is from RefSeq and is a predicted model, not a curated record. The transcript is spliced from 3 exons. Lineage: Eukaryota; Metazoa; Arthropoda; Insecta; Hemiptera; Aphididae.